Molecule: messenger RNA, 1640 nt
Organism: Ziziphus jujuba (common jujube)
Lineage: Eukaryota; Viridiplantae; Streptophyta; Magnoliopsida; Rosales; Rhamnaceae
Product: 26S proteasome regulatory subunit 7
Exons: 10
Coding region: 99-1379 (426 amino acids)
Biological process (GO): proteasome-mediated ubiquitin-dependent protein catabolic process
Cellular component (GO): proteasome regulatory particle, base subcomplex
Molecular function (GO): proteasome-activating activity; ATP binding; ATP hydrolysis activity
Source: RefSeq, a predicted model, not a curated record
UAGAAACAGCUUGGAAACUUUGCUGGCUUUGUAUUCCAUUUGGUACUUGGCUUGAGCGAGAAGAAAAAGGCAAAGAAAGCCGGCGACGCAGAAAUCCGAUGGCACCAGAACCGGAAGACGAUUUCAAGGACGAGAAGAACCCUAAGCCUCUGGACGAGGAUGACAUUGCUCUCCUCAAAACUUACGGUUUAGGACCUUACUCUACUCAUAUCAAGAAAGUGGAGAAGGAAAUUAAGGAGAUGGCCAAGAAGGUCAACGAUUUAAUUGGUAUCAAAGAGUCUGAUACUGGAUUAGCUGCACCUAGCCAGUGGGAUCUUGUUUCUGAUAAGCAAAUGAUGCAGGAGGAGCAGCCUCUUCAGGUGGCGAGAUGCACUAAGAUUAUUAAUCCAAACUCUGAAGAUGCCAAAUACGUGAUUAAUGUUAAACAGAUUGCAAAGUUUGUUGUUGGGCUGGGAGACAAAGUUUCCCCAACUGACAUAGAAGAGGGCAUGCGUGUCGGGGUUGACAGAAAUAAAUACCAGAUUCAAAUUCCAUUGCCACCUAAAAUUGAUCCGUCUGUCACCAUGAUGACAGUGGAAGAGAAGCCAGAUGUGACCUACAAUGAUGUCGGUGGAUGCAAAGAGCAGAUUGAAAAGAUGCGAGAGGUUGUUGAACUCCCCAUGCUUCAUCCCGAAAAAUUUGUGAAGCUUGGAAUUGAUCCUCCCAAGGGUGUUCUCUGUUAUGGUCCUCCAGGAACGGGUAAAACACUUCUAGCUAGAGCUGUGGCUAAUAGAACUGAUGCUUGUUUUAUUCGCGUUAUUGGGAGUGAACUUGUUCAGAAAUAUGUUGGAGAGGGGGCUCGGAUGGUUCGGGAGCUAUUUCAGAUGGCACGGUCAAAAAAGGCAUGUAUUGUUUUCUUUGAUGAAGUCGAUGCUAUUGGAGGUGCUCGUUUUGAUGAUGGUGUGGGUGGUGACAAUGAAGUCCAGCGAACAAUGCUUGAAAUUGUGAAUCAGCUUGACGGGUUUGAUGCUCGUGGAAACAUCAAAGUUCUUAUGGCAACAAACAGGCCUGACACGUUAGAUCCAGCAUUGCUACGACCUGGAAGAUUGGAUCGUAAGGUUGAGUUUGGCCUUCCUGAUUUGGAGAGUAGGACACAAAUAUUUAAGAUCCACACACGAACAAUGAACUGUGAGCGAGACAUCCGAUUUGAACUUCUUGCUCGGCUAUGCCCAAAUUCAACUGGAGCUGAUAUAAGGAGUGUAUGCACAGAAGCUGGAAUGUACGCCAUCCGUGCACGAAGAAAGACAGUAACAGAGAAGGACUUUCUUGAUGCAGUAAACAAAGUCAUCAAGGGUUACCAGAAGUUCAGUGCAACGCCCAAGUACAUGGUGUACAACUGAGCUGGUUAAGUUUUCAGACUAUUACACUAGCAGUCAUUUAUUUGCUAGUAGAGAUGACAUGGUAUUGGAGAGGGAAAAAAGAAUUUGGAAAUUAUGAACCACAACCAUGUUGUUCUCCUUGGAACUUUUACCUGCUUCGCACAAUUGUUUGAAUUUGCAUGUGUUUUUGUUGUACAUUGAUCUAUUGCCCGGAUAAUUUUUUAGAUUAUUAUGUUGCCGGUACCAGUGUUUUUGAGCUUCAAUCUACCUAGUUUAUUUACC